Molecule: messenger RNA, 4872 nt
Organism: Drosophila simulans
Lineage: Eukaryota; Metazoa; Arthropoda; Insecta; Diptera; Drosophilidae
Gene: babo
Product: TGF-beta receptor type-1
Exons: 8
Coding region: 666-2534 (622 amino acids)
Biological process (GO): activin receptor signaling pathway; nervous system development; protein phosphorylation
Cellular component (GO): activin receptor complex; plasma membrane
Molecular function (GO): ATP binding; activin binding; activin receptor activity, type I
Source: RefSeq, a predicted model, not a curated record
UCCAGCCUGGGCACACUGCUGCAGGUGCGGUCACACUGUUUGCAAAUCCACACACACCAGCGCGGUUUUUCGCUGCACAAAAUUGUACAUUUAAGAAAAAAUAGCAGCAAUUAAUAUAAACAAACGGUUGCACCAGACACCCCAAAGUGCCGGCUGUCCCAGGGAAUAUGAAAUAGUGCCACUUCCCCCGCGCCACUGCCCCAAUCACGUGAUGAAAAUCCGCCUGAAAAGUCGCCCUCGUCCGUGAAAUGUAAAGCAGAGCAGAGCAGUUUUUCCAACCAACUUGGGCGGAGUGUGGAGUUCGAGUUUCGCCGUGCGGGCCCCCAUCGAGAUUCGCUAAUUGUGAGAAUCGCCAGUCUAUAUUCCCGGCCAUGCCCCCGCCAAAUGUGGGACUUCGCGGGCGCCUGUCCUACGCGAUAAAUGCGCAGUUCGGGGCCAAUUAGUGGCUGUCUGAGGUGUCCUCUUGCCGCUCCUCCUGCUCCUGCGGCCCCGCCUCGUCCUUCCGCGAAACAACAACCUCAUUUGCAGGCCACAGACUUUGAACUUGCGACGCGCGUGUGCGUGCGUGCGAUCGUGGAAAACAAAAGAAAAGCUCUCGGGCUGCACAAACAAUAACAAUAGCUCGGGUCGGGUCGCAUACACUAUCGUCGGUGCGAAUAGCCAACAUGUUAUCUGCGUCCCGGCUAAUCUUCUUGGGCGCUCUGCUCGGCGCCUCCGUUUGCGCCUCCCCCAUUGAGUUCGUAAUGGACACCAGUUUAAAUGGCUCUCGAUCUGAUCCUGCGACUGCAACCCACGCUGGCAAAUGGCCACCGACGACCAAAGCGCCGGCGCUGAGGCCUCCAUCUGGAACAGCUGGACAGGCUUAUCAGUCGCCAUCGUCGUCGCUGGCCGCUGAUAACAGGAGCCACGACAACAACAACGCUAGUGCCGUGUCCAUGCUGCUGCCGCAAGACAGCGACGCAUCCGGAGCAGUAGCCCCUGCUGUUACUCCCCAGCUGCCCAUCUACAUUGCUCAGCCUAGCGCGAAAAAGCCAGAAAACAAGAUUAAAUGCCACUGUGACACGUGCAAGGAAUCGAACAACAUAUGCGAGACGGACGGCUUUUGUUUCACGUCCGUGGAGAAGAACGCCGAUGGAACCAUCAUCUUCAGCUACAGAUGUCUGCACGAGUCUCAAAUCUUUCCGCCGGGCCGCUCCAUCUGGUGCAACGACGGGCUGCAUGGCGGACCCACCGCCCGUCCAGUGGGUCGCAGUGGCGCCCAUGCCUGCUGCAAGGACAGGGACUUUUGCAACCGAUUUCUGUGGCCCAAGACGAAGGACCAGACAGGUGAUCGCGUGGAAGAAGGGCGGCAGAUCUCCGUCCAAGAUUAUGUGCCACACCGACUGACCAGCUGGGAGUUUGUGGCUAUCAUCCUAGGCGCCACCCUCUUCAUUUGCUUCACGGGCACCAGUACGUGGUAUUAUUGCCAGCGUCGCAAGCGCAUGGCCAGCGGAAGGCCGUUUGCCAAGGAGGAUUCAGCAUACGAUCCUAUAUUGAAUGGUAAUACAACCAUACACGACAUCAUUGAGAUGACCACCUCCGGUUCGGGUUCGGCUGGUCUUCCGCUGCUGGUGCAGCGUUCCAUUGCCCGGCAGGUGCAGCUGUGUCACGUUAUCGGUAAGGGACGUUUCGGCGAGGUCUGGCGUGGACGCUGGCGAGGCGAAAACGUGGCGGUCAAGAUCUUCUCUAGCCGCGAGGAGUGUUCCUGGUUCCGUGAGGCGGAAAUCUAUCAGACGGUAAUGCUGCGACAUGAGAACAUUUUGGGAUUCAUAGCUGCGGACAACAAGGACAAUGGAACUUGGACACAGUUGUGGCUCGUAACCGACUACCAUGAGAACGGAUCGCUCUUUGACUACCUAACCACGCACCCGGUGGACACCAACACCAUGCUGAACAUGUCGCUGAGUAUUGCCACUGGACUGGCGCAUCUGCAUAUGGACAUUGUGGGCACUCGCGGCAAGCCCGCCAUCGCCCAUCGUGAUCUCAAAUCCAAAAACAUACUGGUCAAAUCAAAUCUAAGCUGUGCUAUUGGAGAUUUGGGUCUGGCCGUGCGUCAUGUGGAGAAGAAUGACUCUGUGGACAUACCUUCCACUCAUCGUGUGGGUACCAAGCGCUAUAUGGCGCCCGAGGUGCUGGACGAGAGUAUGAAUGAUCAGCACUUUGACUCGUACAAGCGGGCGGAUGUGUACGCCUUUGGACUGAUCCUCUGGGAGAUUGCACGUCGCUGCAACAUGGGCAUGAUAUACGAUGAGUAUCAAUUGCCAUAUUACGAUGUCGUGCAGCCAGAUCCCAGCAUUGAGGAGAUGAAGAAAGUGGUUUGCAUCGAGAAGUGCCGGCCAAACAUUCCAAACCGCUGGCAUGGCUCCGAUGUGCUCCACAACAUGGCCAAGGUGAUGAAGGAGUGCUGGUAUCCCAAUCCUGUGGCCCGAUUGACAGCGCUUCGCAUCAAAAAGACACUUGCUAGCAUCAGUGUGGAGGACAAGGUCAAGAACUGAUUGUGGCUUCAGUUUGACGAGUAGCCCUCGUGUCGCGCCCCGUGGGAUCGGGGGCAGACAAAUAGUAGUAACCUGUAACCUGGCCCCGCGUUACCUUAAAUGUCCUGGCAGCGCUUGCGAAGCAGUUCCAGAAACCAGAAACCCGUUAAGAAAUUAAAUACAAAGAAGUUGUAAAUAUUAUGUGCUAACUCAUCCUUAAAGUUUCCAAUGCUUUGCUUUGUUUCCGUUCAGAACGAGCUCGUUAUAAGUUUUGUGUUACACCAUCCUCAACUAUUGUACAUAACCUUCGUUGACAUUUUCGCUGAGAUUUGCUUGUUUCCGGGCGGAGUGAUCAAGGCGGCGCGCCAAAAAAAAUAAACUGCCGCACUGCCAUUAGAGCUACCAAUUAGGGCCUAGUUAUAUACCAACAAAAUAACACAUUAUAUACAAUAUAUAUAUUUUUUAUAAAUCCUGUUCGCGAGCGAGAACGAACGCCAGCAAACGAAACGAUAAAUACAUAACGAAAACAAAACAGUAAGACUAUGUCAAGACUGAGCAGCAGUGGAAAGCAGUGAGAAAACAACAGAUUUGAACCGCAGACAAUUUUUAGCCUGCAAUGGAAUAUACAAAACCAGCCACAACCAGAUUAUUAGCAAGAAAGAUAACUCUUUUAGGCACUAACCAACAGAUAAAGUCGAUAAACUCAGGAAAUCGUAACGUAAAAAUAAAAUGAAAGGAAUCAAACGAUUUGGCGCGCCGCCUGCUCACGAACAGCUUGCCAUGCCCACGUCGCUAUUGCUGCUGCUGUGCCUCUAAAACUUAAUGAACACCACCCCUCUCCCAUAAGUAGGUAUCCAUAUUGCUGGAAGCGCUUCUCUUUGUAAUCCUAUGUUUAAACUAUUUUAAAAUGUCUACACCAAAACUCUCGACCCUGGCAACCUGCAUCGUCACGCAUACUUUUUAUUUUUGUUAUUUCAUUUACCUUCAUGUUGCCUGUGAACAUAUCCCUUUAUAAAUCCUGUUUCUUGUUGUUUUAUAACCAAAGCUUGUUCUUCCUAUUUUAUUGUAGCCAUAAAUAAGUAAACAAAACUAUAAAUGUACAUGGUAUAUAUGAAUUGUAUACUAUAUUUGCUUCUAUUAUAAAUUGUAUGGAACCAAAUGUUUCGUGAACAAACCUAAACCACUAAUUUAAGCCUGUGCACAGAGUUUGGGUGCCCUAAUUCCGGGUCAUACAAUAUGUUUAACAUUAUAAAUCAACUAAAUCUCACAUCAAAUGCCAUAAAGCUAAAUGAGUCCAUUAUCAAUGUAUACAUGUAAACAUGUAAACCAGAAUGCAAUAGUAGUUUCAACACAACCCAUGUUUCCUUUGCCCAUCAAUACACGCCAGCUGAGAGAUUAAAGUAAACAUUAAUUAACAUUUUAAUCAUUUCGAUGUAAGCUAAGAGUAAGAGUUUGUACGAGCAAGAUUGAAAUUAGGGUUAUGAUUAAAUAGUACCUUCAUAUUGUUAUUUUUUCGGUCUGCGAAAUUUACUUUCCUAUUUUAAUUUAAUUUAAGCUUUCUGAAGUUAAUCACAUCCUGUACGAACACAAUCGAUUUCUUUGGAAAACAAAUCUAAACUAAAUUUAUAGCUCUAUUCGCGUGCGUAAAUUUAGGUUUUGAAACUAUUCCUGUAAUUGUAAAAUCUGUAAAUAAUCUGUGCAUUCUGUGCAUGCGAGUCAAACAAAAACCGAGAGACAAGUUUCGAAGGAUAGCGAACUUGAUAUUUGUUUGACUGUUCCAAGCUAAGUUUAAGCCGAAAGUUGUUCUUAAGACUAACCCCCCAAUACAACCUCCGAAGUGGGGCACUUCCUAAAGCCCACGACCUUAGUCCCUGAUCCAAACCAAAAACAACUUAAAAAACAACUGAGUUUAAGAUUCAAUUUAAACCGAAGAACACAAAAUCAACAAAAGACUUGAACAUGCGCAAAAACAUAUAAAAAAAUAAUUUUAAAAAUAAAUCCUAUUUUGCUGGCAAAACACACUUUUGGUUCGAAAUUUCCAAGAUUUCCAGAACUAAAACAAUGCACCUUGUGCGAUUUAUGUUAGGCUCAAGUAAGCGAAGUAAGUGUCUCAGCCAUAAAGUUAGGGACGAAAGCAUUUGUAAUGUGUAUUAUUCGUGAAUGGAUUGGAUCAUGAGAGAUAUAUAGAAUGUCAAAGAGUUGGAGAACGAAAGGAGGAAUGAUUUACUUGGGUGUAAUGUUAAAAACAAAAGCGUUGAAAGUGUAAACAGAGUCUAACUUUUAGCUUUAAGCUGCGUUUUUACUGGCACUUUAAAUAAAAUUACAAAAAUAAAACCAACCGAAAAUAUUUGUAAAAGAA